AUGUCGCAAAACUUUGGCGACUGGUUCAAUCAGCUAGGCCUUGUCACCCGCGCUUCUCUCGUCGCGUCGGUGGGCCUCUCCGCCGCCUGCUCCCUCAACGUGGUGAGUGUCAGCUCGGUUGUUCUGACUCCCGAAGCCAUCACCUCGCUGCAGGUGUGGCGCUUCGUAACGUCUGCCUUCUAUCUUGGGAAUUUCUCUUUCCCAUGGCUUAUGACAGUGGCGAUGUUUGUCACGUACGUCAAGAACAACGAGGAGAGCGACUUCAAAGGCAAGACAGCAGACAUGGCGUACAUGUUUGUGCUUCUGGCGAGUGCCCUCUCCGUUGCGGGCCUCUUCUUCCACGUGUAUGUGACGAGCUUCUCGUUCCUGAUGGGGCUUUGCUGGAUCUUCUGCAAGCGGCACCCAGAGCAGGAGCUGACACUCUUCGGAUUCUCCUUCCGCUCCGCCGUGUUUCCGUGGGUGUUGAUGGCGCUGCAUCUCGUCAUGGGCCAGGGGCUACUUGCUGACCUUCUGGGCAUAGUGGCCGGACACGCCUACGUCUUUUUCAAAGAUGUCUUUCCACUAUCGCACAAUCAGCUGUGGCUGGAGACCCCCAUGUGGUUGCGGCGACAGUUCUCACAGCCGACGCACCGCGUCGCUUCCUUCGGCCCUGAGGUGCACCCGUACGAUCCUCGCUUUCAGGCGGCACGGCGGAGCGAAGCCCAACAGGGGCGCAGCGGCUUGCACAACUGGGGACGUGGUCAGACGCUUGGCAGCAGCUGA
This is a messenger RNA of Leishmania braziliensis MHOM/BR/75/M2904, 762 nucleotides long. RefSeq lists its product as hypothetical. The record is from RefSeq and is a predicted model, not a curated record. Gene Ontology annotation, biological process: endoplasmic reticulum unfolded protein response. Gene Ontology annotation, cellular component: Hrd1p ubiquitin ligase ERAD-L complex; endoplasmic reticulum membrane. The transcript has a single exon. Bases 1 to 762 code for a protein of 253 amino acids. NCBI's taxonomy places the organism in Eukaryota, Euglenozoa, Kinetoplastea, Trypanosomatida, Trypanosomatidae. Gene Ontology annotation, molecular function: misfolded protein binding; ubiquitin-specific protease binding.